Messenger RNA from Megalops cyprinoides (Indo-Pacific tarpon), 5840 nucleotides. RefSeq names its product phospholipase C, eta 2a (gene plch2a). The record is from RefSeq and is a predicted model, not a curated record. Gene Ontology annotation, biological process: phosphatidylinositol-mediated signaling; lipid metabolic process. NCBI's taxonomy places the organism in Eukaryota, Metazoa, Chordata, Actinopteri, Elopiformes, Megalopidae. Gene Ontology annotation, molecular function: phosphatidylinositol-4,5-bisphosphate phospholipase C activity; calcium ion binding. The transcript has 22 exons. Bases 198 to 4856 code for a protein of 1552 amino acids.
GCUCCCGCUGCUGAUUCCAGACAGUUGAAGUUGAAGGAGACCAACUGGUUCACCGUUUGAGGACUGUAAUCUCCACCUGCCAGUUUGGUUGAUGUUUGCGGUCACGCUUCUUCUGUGACCAAGACGCAGUUGGGUAGCAGUUUUUCACCCUUUUACUUGGAUACUAUCUUGAAGCCUGAAACUCAGGGGAACGCACCAUGGCUGCAGACUCCCCAAACCCGUCUGUGGGCCCGGGGGACUCUACAAUGAGCAUGGACUCCUGCUCCAUCACCACAAGCCUGCAGUGCAGCUCCUUCCUCUCUGCAAACUUCAUCUGCGUGGUGGAAAAAUGCAUGAGCUCUAUGCAGACGGGGACUCAGAUGGUGAAGCUGAGAGGGGGCUCCAAGGGGCUGGUCCGCUUCUUCUACCUGGACGAGCACAAGUCCUGCAUCCGCUGGCGGCCCUCCAGGAAGAACGAGAAAGCCAAAAUUUCGAUAGACUCCAUCCGUGAGGUUUGCGAAGGAAAGCAGUCCGAGAUCUUCCAGCGCUACGCAGACGGCAGCUUCGACCCAAACUGCUGCUUCAGCAUUUACUAUGGGGAGCACAUGGAGUCACUUGACCUGGUCUCCACCAAUGGGGAGGAGGCACGCACCUGGAUCACCGGCCUUAAGUACCUCAUGGCUGGCAUCAGCGACGAAGACAGCCUGGCCAAGAGACAGCGCACCCGUGACCAGUGGCUCAAGCAGACCUUUGCAGAGGCAGACAAAAAUGGUGAUGGAAGCUUGAGCAUCAGCGAAGUCCUGCAGCUGCUCCACAAACUGAAUGUGAACCUUCCCAGACAGAAGGUGAAGCAGAUGUUCAAGGAGGCAGACACGGACGACAACCAGGGCACCCUGGGGUUCGAGGAGUUCUGCACCUUCUACAAGAUGAUGUCCACGCGCCGGGAUCUCUACCUACUCAUGCUCACCUACAGCAACCACAAGGACCACCUGGACUCGGACGACCUGGUCCGCUUCCUGGAGAUCGAGCAGAAGAUGUCGAAUGUAACAAAAGAGCAUUGCCUGGAGAUUGUGAACAAGUUUGAGCCCUGUCCUGACAACCAGCAGCAGGGGGUUCUGGGUAUUGAUGGAUUCACCAAUUACAUGCGCAGUCCGUCGGGGGACAUCUUCAACCCGGAGCACUACCAGGUGAACCAGGAUAUGACCCAGCCCCUCUGCAACUACUUCAUCGCUUCCUCCCACAACACCUACCUGAUGGGGGACCAGCUCAUGUCCCAGUCCCGGGUGGACAUGUACGCCUGGGUGCUACAGGCCGGCUGUCGCUGCGUGGAAGUGGACUGCUGGGAUGGCCAGGAUGGAGAGCCCAUCGUACACCACGGCUACACCCUGACCUCCAAAAUCCUCUUCAAAGACGUCAUCGAGACCAUCAACAAAUACGCCUUCGUGAAAAACGAAUAUCCUGUGAUCCUGUCCAUUGAGAACCACUGCAGUGUUCCCCAGCAGAAGAAGAUGGCUCAGUACCUAGUGGAAGUGCUUGGAGACAAACUGGACCUGUCCAUGGUCAGCAUAGACGAGUCCGGCCGCCUGCCCUCCCCCGAGAUCCUGAAAGGGAAGAUUCUAGUCAAGGGAAAGAAGCUGCCGGCGAACAUAGACGAGAACGCGGAGGAAGGAGACGUGUCGGACGAGGACAGCGCAGACGAGAUGGAGGAUGACUGCAAGCUGAUGAAUGGAGACACAUCUGUAAACAGGAAGCAGGUGGAAAACGUGGCGAAGAAGAAGCUGGACACCUUGAUGAAGGAGUCCAAAAUCCGGGACCGGGAGGAUCCGGACAGCUUCACCAUUGCCGCCCUGCCACCCUCCGGGAAGCUGAGCGAGAAGCCUACCCUGAAGGGCAAAGGCGAGGACGGCACAGACACCGGAGACGAGGCGAACCCCAACACCAACAAGCGCCUGGGCCGGUCCUUCAUGGGCAGCUUUUCCAAGCGCAAGAAAAAGACAGCCAAGCUGAAGAAGGCCUCCAGUCUGGAGGACACCGACACAGACCAGGAGAGCUCCAGCAGCGCCUCCCGGGCCCCUCUGCAUCACAGCAGGAAGAAGAAGACCAUGAAGCUCUCCAGGGCGCUUUCAGACCUCGUCAAGUACACCAAGUCCGUUGGAGUACACGACGUUGAGACGCAAGCGGCCGCCUGCAGUUGGCAGGUGUCAUCUUUCAGUGAGACCAAGGCCCACCAGAUACUGCAGCAGAAGCCUGGCCAGUUCGUCCACUUCAACCAGCGGCAGCUGUCACGCAUAUACCCCUCCUCCUACCGCGUGGACUCCAGCAACUUCAACCCCCAGCCCUUCUGGAACGCUGGCUGCCACCUGGUUGCUUUGAACUACCAGUCAGAGGGCCGGGUGCUACAGCUGAACCGAGCCAAGUUCUACAGCAAUGGGAACUCUGGGUACAUCCUGAAACCCACAUGCAUGUGCGAAGGUACCUUUAACCCCAUGAUGGAGGACCCUCUGCCGGGGCAGAUGAAGAAGCAGCUCGUGCUGAAGAUCAUCAGCGGCCAGCAGCUGCCCAAGCCGAAGGACUCGAUGCUGGGAGACAGAGGAGAGAUCAUCGAUCCGUUCGUCGAGGUCGAGAUCAUCGGCUUGCCCGUGGACUGCUGCAAGGAGCAGACCAGAGUAGUGGACGACAACGGUUUCAACCCCAUGUGGGAGGAGACCCUGGUCUUCACACUCCACAUGCCGGAGAUCGCCCUGGUGCGGUUCCUGGUGUGGGAUCACGACCCCAUCGGGCAGGACUUCAUCGGUCAGAGGACCAUCGCCUUCAGGAGCAUGAUGCCAGGUUAUCGGCAUGUGUAUUUGGAAGGUAUGGAGGAGGCUUCCAUCUUUGUUCAUGUAGCUGUGAAUGACAUCACUGGUAAGGUCAGACCAGCCAGCGGUAUAAAAGGGCUGUUUCACAGAAACCCAAAGCAAGCUUCGCUGGACAGCCAUGCUGCUGCGCAGCUCAGUCGUAAGACCACCUUCGGCGCACACCUCCUGCGUAGGACCGCCAGCGCCCCCACCAAGGGGCAGCCCAAAGUCAAGAAGGGCUUCCCAGAGAUCUCCAUCGACACCAAAGACUACAGCUCGGAGGGCGCCAGCGAGGACAGGGAGUCGGAGGACGCCUCCUCUCAGCCUCGGUUCGACUGCGAGGGGGACAGAGCCGCGCCACGCCCGCGGGACGGCACCAACGGGGAGCUGCAUCCCGACAGCGACAAAGACCAUCCCACAUUGCAGAGAUCAACCACUCCACUGCAACCCCUGGAAAGCAUUGCUGAGGAAUUGGAGGAGAGAAAAGCCUCUCGUUCCACACCUGUGUCCAGUCCAGCAGGCCUGUUCCAUCAUAUACCUCCUGUGCCCCCAUCCCCCAAGACAGUAACCCCCUCCUCUCCAUCUCCCGCACUGCAUUGUGGGAAAAUAAGCCCAGUGAAAGAGAGGGAAGAGGACAGCCCCUGCUCUCCUGUGAACACCACAUCCUCUAGCACCACUGAACCUGCCAUCCAAGAAAGCAACACUGGCAAAGCCAUCAGAGAGGAGUCUGAGGACCACAGCAUUAAAGAGCCCUCCAUGACUGUCAGUGAUCCUGACCCGAGGUGCCACGCUUCUUUAAGCCAGCAAAGUCCAGGCGAGGCAACACUGGUCAAAAAUGCAGCCAAUGGCCAGGCGGAUGUGGAGUCUGUGACCAAUCAGAAAGUAAACGGGACUCUUGUCAUGGAAAACCCUUCCCAGAGAGUGCAGGCCCUGAAGACCCUGUUCUGCAAAGAGCCGGCGCCGAGCACCCAGGCUGGCCAGCGGACACCAGUUCGAAGGACCAAAAGCGAGGGGCACGUCAGGGCGACGUGCUCUGGGAGCGGGCAGUGGGCCGUCCCGGAGGUGUGCACAGACGCCACCCUGAACGACAGGCUCUGGAGCAAGCUGGACCUCACCAGCCACAGAGACAGCGUGUCCUCUUCCUCCAGCAUCUCCUCCAACGACACUGUGAUCGACCUGUCCCUGCCCAACCUGGCCAGGAAGAGCCUGACCAGCCUCAACAGCGCCCGGGAUGACCCGGAGGUGGCCGCCGGUGGCAGGGUGGGGCGCCCGCUCUCUGCCGCGGCAGGCUACGGCACACCGCGGGUCGUCAAGAGCAAGUCCAACCCCAACCUGAGGGCGGAGGACAUGGGAGAGCUGGAGGACGAGCUGCAGCCCCGGCCCCUUGCCAGGGAGCCGCGGGACCCCGCCCGGCUGAUGCAGAGAAGGCAUACCUGGAGCAGGCUAUACAUGGAGAGCCUGCGGCAGGCCUCGUCCGGGGCCAGGAAGCCCCCGGCGCCGGCCCUGGCAGAACCGGAUGCCGGAUCCAAGUCCAAGAGCCUGGGCGACCUGACCUCGGAUGACAUCGCCUGCAACUUCGACAGCAAGUACCGCAGCAUCAGCCGGAGCUUCGUGGUGCGGCCCACCAGGGACCCGCGCAGGGCUCCCAGGAAGGCCGCGGAUGACCUGGCGGAGCAGCUGAGGAGGCUGACGGAUGUGGAGCCCCUGACACCCAGAGACUUCGCCUCCCCGACCCGGGGGGCGGAGCCCGAGGAAGAGGAGGUGGCAGCGGUCCCUCUGAGGAGGAUGUCCUCCAGGAGCCAGAGCCGGGUGCGCUACAUUGCCAACCGGGCCAAGCAGGCGCAGGAGAGGCAGCGGCUGCAGGGCCUGGCCCAGCAGGGCGGCAGCCCCAUCGAGGAGCGGGGGAACCCCGAGGGGGCCUGCUCCGUGGCCCGGAGCCCCUGCACCAGCCUGGACCUCCUGAGCCAGCUCCCUCCGGUGCCCCCUCCACAGAACACCCAGAGCCCAGACAAUGAGGUCUUUUUCAUGCUCAAGCUCUGAGAGGGAGAGAAAAACAAAACAAAAAAAAAAAACACAUACAACCCGCACUUGAACUUUAAAAUCCCCCGUCCUGAAUUGUGAAGAGACCUGUUUUAAAGUUUCCUCAUGUUUUAAAGCAAUGGAUACUAGCAAAAGAUUUUUUUUUCAUUAUUUUAAAUCUGUGUGUCUCGAUAGCAGUCUGUUCUAAUGUUUACUCAAGCACUGAAAACACAGUACAGUAGCUCCUCUGGAAAUCGGUUUUUCAGAAACGUCCUCACUGCUGGCACUGAUUUCUUUCUCAAGUUACACUGCUGCCUGACACCUUUUCAAGGGCAUAAAUAAAAUUUUAACAUACGCAAGCUAAACAUAGACCUCAAGACAACACUAACAAAGAUGUUAAGUAAAACAUGACUGAAAUUCUGCAUUUAACCAAUUUUAAAUGAACAAUUCACAUCCCUCACCCACUGGCUGAAAUCAUCAUUCCCAAUCACAAAUCUAUUUACUCUGUACCCUGACAAGUCCUAUUUAAAGUACAUUUGUAUACUAGUUUUCUUAAAGUAGCUUUCUGUUCACACCAGGAGAAUAUUGUCCAUGCAGUUAAUUUAUUUACACUGUAUUUUUUAAAAAAUAGAAACACUAGUUAGAAAAAUGGCCACAGCAUCCUGAAAUAUGUUUCCAUUAUGAUUCACAGUGACCUCAGCACCUGAAAUGUCAUUGUGAAUUGGUAUGGAACAGAUACAGCAUUCUAACACUUAGGUUUAGACCUAGUUUGAAAUAUCCUACUGUAACUUUGUCAUUUUUUUUUUUUUUUAUUAAAUUAUGUAAGUACUAACUGACGACAAGUACUGUAGUUACGCUACUUGUUAGCAAUAUUUUAAACAUGAUUAUCAGUACAAUGCAGCAGUAUUGAAGAAAAUACUGUUAGUGGGAGGUUUUUAAGACUAGAUCAUUGCUAACCUGUUGAAGCCUUUGUUCUUGGCUGUACAGCACAGGUGGAAUGAAAUU